GCAAAAAUGUGAGUGCUGUAAUACACAGCAAUACUGCUUUUCCAAAGGUUUCACAGAUGAGUGUAGUUGGUCAGUUUAUAACAUAGUCCAGUGGACUGCAGACUGCAAAAUAACGGAAAUAAUGAACUUCAGAUUAGGGUGAAGUCAGGAUGAGUAAGAAGGCCAAAGACAGGGAUAUGUGUGUUCUGCAGAGUUCUCCACGCUGCCCAGGAGCAUUCCUGUACAUAUUUAAUUGUUUUCUUUUGUUGCUGCUCCAGAAAGAGGUUUUUGGCUGUCCAUCUGCUUGUCAGCUCUGCACGGGGACACAAGUUAGCUGUCGUAAUGCAGGGCUUUCGAGCAUCCCUUGGGAUCUUCCAAAAACAACAAUUCUUGUUUACCUCAGUGGAAAUAAUAUAUCACAUGUCACUCCAAAUGAUCUAAGAGGCCUUCAGAAGCUUGUUGCACUCUACAUGGAUAACUCAAGUAUUUUGUAUGUGCACCCAAGAGCUUUUGUGGAAGUCCCCAGACUCAGUUACUUGCAUCUUAAUAGCAAUAAUAUUAAACGCCUGGAUCCCGGAAUCUUUGAAGGCCUUUCCAAUCUUCAUUGUUUAUACCUUCAGAAUAAUCAAAUAGCUUUUCUCCCUAGAGGAUUAUUUAGUGAGCUUCUUUCUGUUAGAUAUUUAACACUUCAAAGAAAUCGUCUCAGUGUCCUUGGAAGUGGGACUUUCUGGGGCAUGAUAAGUCUCCAGACACUAAACCUAUCGAAUAAUAAGAUUUCACGGAUAUCAGAUUCAGCAUUUCAUCAUCUUGAAAAUCUUGUGUAUUUGUUUCUUGAAGGUAACAACUUAACACUAGUGCCAUCAAAUGCUAUUGGAAGGCUCAAAAAUCUUGAAAGACUUUCUUUAUCUCACAAUCCCAUUGGAUCAAUUCAGCCUUUUGCAUUUAAGGGACUUAACAAGCUUAGAUAUCUGUCUUUGAAAAAUGUCAAGCUAAAAUGUGUUGCUGUAAAUGGAUUUUUUGGAUUAAACAGCCUUAGUCAGCUCAUCUUGAGUUAUAAUGAUUUAGAAAAUAUAAAUUCCAGCACUUUUACUUUAUUGAACAAUUUAAUGUAUCUACAGCUAGACAGAAAUAAAAUAGCCAGUAUUGGUGAUGGUACCUUUGAAAAAAUGGGGCAGUCACUUAAAGUACUCAGUUUAGCAUUUAAUAAUAUCACAGAGUUACAUCCUGAAGUGCUCAAGCCCUUAGUAUCUUUAACCCAUCUGCAGGUACAUUCUAAUCCUUGGAACUGCAGCUGCAAAAUGCUUGCAUUACUUAAUUGGCUAGCAUCAUCUUCCAUUUCUGCAAAAAUCCACUGUCAGAAUCCCCAGAGUAUGCGUGGUAGACCUGUGCAUUAUAUGAAGUUGGCUUGGUUUCCAAGCUGCGUUGGCCCCACUGCCAGCCCUGGCUCUGGCCCAAGUCUGGGAUCCGUUGGGGUCCACCGCAGCAAUACCACUGUGCUGAUGGCCUGGCAUGAAGGGAACAGGCAUAACAUGUUGGAACAGUUUGUCACUGCAGAAGCUAAGUAUUUUGAUUUCUGGGAAGGAGCUACAGCUGCAUCUUCUACCCCAUCACCUUAUGAGGAGGAAUAUGCUGUUGAAAUGCCAUCACAGGCAGCUACAGUGUUAUCAACGUUACCAGUGCAAAUGCCAGCCAAAAUUACACCUACUAAUAGAAAUGUAGAAGAAGAAUGGUUGUUUACAACAGAUCCUGCUCCUGUAUCAUUAAAAACAGCCUUGAUUUGUACACAACAGGUUGAAAAGCUGAAUCAAGCUUUUGACAUUUUACUAGCCUUUUUCAUUCUGGCUUGUGCUGUUAUACUGUUCUUAACCUGUAAAAUUAUUCAGUUUAGGCAGAAACUAAAGGUGCUGGAAAACUCAGGGGAAAAGAGUAUAGAAUAUUAUGGCUUUUAUCAGCCUAGCAGAUACAACAUAAGUGACUCAGUGCAGUCUCUAACUCAGAAAUCAGUGGAACAUUCAGAACUGGACCAAAUAAGGCUGCUCAAGCGAGCAGCAUCAGAAAGUCAGGCACAGGUCAUCUUGUUUGAACAUUCAUCAUUGUAAUUUACCUCGUUUUAUUUGAUGUUAACUGUGCUAUGAAAGGUCAAGGAAUCAAGAAUUCAAUUCUGUAGAAAUACCUCCACCAAUUAAUAUCAACUGCUUAAUAAAACUGUGGAAAACAGCACAAUUUGGGUUCUGCAUCACCAUUUGCUUACUGAAUGUUUUGGAAUUGAUUAUUUCAUUAUAUGGCAUUUCAAUCUAACAUGGCCUCAGUCCCUGUUUGUAGUAAUUGUUCGCCUCUGCUCAAGUAUACAUGAAAUAUAAAGUACACUUUAAUUUAUUUUGCAGUAUUUAAUGAAGUAAGUUCCUAUAAAAAUUCCAUAGCUGUUGUGAAGCAAUCAAACAUCAGUUCUUAGUAGGAUCAUGAAGCCAAGAAAUCUUGGGAAAUCAGAAAACAGUGUUUUGUGUGUUUAUUGUAAUAGAGUUUCUACUCUUCCUCUAUUAAAUAAAGCACAAUGGAAAAAAGCACAUUUAUAACUAGUAUGUUCAACCUCUCAAGUUAGAGAAAAAAUUCUAACUAUACAAAUUCUA
Molecule: messenger RNA, 2606 nt
Organism: Cinclus cinclus
Lineage: Eukaryota; Metazoa; Chordata; Aves; Passeriformes; Cinclidae
Gene: LRRC70
Product: leucine rich repeat containing 70
Exons: 2
Coding region: 150-2078 (642 amino acids)
Molecular function (GO): protein binding
Source: RefSeq, a predicted model, not a curated record